GGUCAAAAUUUGAGAGAAAGAAUAUUCUCUGAAGAAUCCAGCAUCCACAAAGGAGGAGGAUCGACUGCAGAUUUUUUUAUCCAAAGGUUAUUUUCAUUCUUUGCCUUUCUCGAUGAUCAGGAAUACAGUUUUCACCUAAAGAAACUUGGAAGAUUUUCUACAAUAAAAAUGCAAAGGGGCUGAACCAAAAAAAAAAUUCUUAGAGCCUCCAAAGAAUGGUUUACAGCGCAUGAUCGGGAAUCAGGGAUAAUCAUGUAAUAUCCCCUUCAACUGAACCACUGCAGAUUACCAUCGGUUAAGCCCCAGAUACAUGAAUGGUUCCCUCGAUGUGUAGUUUGACGUUACUUUUGACCACAUUGCCACAGGAUACCGAAAGAAGCCAAACCAAGUCACAACUCUCGGGGAAAACAAUCUUUCCCUAGAUCCUAUCAUGUGCUGACCUUUUUUUUCCUCUUUGGGUAUGAAGUGAAUACUCAAAGGAAGCAAAGUAUAACUUCCGCCCACAAGUUAAAGGAUUUCAACAAGCACAGCAGGGUUAUCUUCUAAUGAGCUGACCUGGCCAUUGUAAACCUCUUGAGGGUAUGUUCCCUGGAAGACUGGGGAACCAGUCAGGUGGUCUGGAAUGUAAACCGGGAUCAGUUGUGUAAACAUCGAGGUGACAGGAAAUAACCAGCGUCCUGGAGGGAGCCAACUGGAACAUUAUUCCGGGUAGAGGGUAUACCAUCUGGACAUGUUGAGCUUACGUCCCAAGAUUUUCCUGCUGCAGGCACAAGAUUUUCUGGAAUGCACUAACUGUGGAGUGCAAAGAGCCAGGACGCAAGCAAGACCAGACUCAAAGUAGAAACAACUCCGGUCUGUUUCCUUUCGCUGUAGGGAAUCAGUACAAAUCACAAGACAAUCCACAGCCUGUAGUUCCAAUCUGAAGAUAAACAACAGUCCUGUUGCUGGUAGAAAACCCAUUCCAGGGACAAGGGUUUAAAGAACUGAACUGCCCAGACAAUCAAAAAUUUCCUCAAACAUGAUCAGCAAGAUUUGGAGUUUCUUCUUGUGGGCUGACGUCGGAAUGUUUCUGGCACUGCUGGCACAGUCGGUCACCGUGGAAACGUGUCCCUCAGUCUGUCGGUGCGACGGUGGGUUUGUGUACUGCAAUGACCGAGGAUUGACAUCCAUCCCGACAGGAAUUCCACCAGACUCCACCACUCUCUUCCUGCAGAACAAUCAGAUCAAUAAUGCUGGGAUUCCCAGGGAGCUCCUAAACCUAGUGAAGGUUGAAAUCAUUUACCUGUACAGCAACAGCCUGGACGAGUUUCCCACCAACGUCCCCAGAUACAUCAAAGAGCUUCAUCUGCAGGAGAACAAUAUACGAGCAAUCUCCUUGGACUCUCUAUCCAAAAUACCUUACCUGGAAAGGCUGCACUUGGACGAUAAUUCAGUCUCUGCUGUUAGCAUCGAAGAAGGUGCUUUUCGAGAGAACAAGGAUCUCAAAUUGAUCUUCUUGUCUCGGAAUCACCUCAGCAGCAUACCUGUAGGGCUUCCCAGCACCGUUGAGGAACUGAGGUUGGAUGACAACCGCAUUGCUACCAUCUCGGAGAAUGCUCUCGGUCAUCUCACAGGGUUGAAGCGUCUGGUGCUCGACGGGAACCUGCUGACCAAUCAGGGGCUUCGAGACAAGGUGUUCAUGAAUCUCGCAAACCUGACGGAGCUGUCGCUGGUGCGGAACAUCCUUACCUCGCCCCCAGCUCUACCCGUGGCGAACCUGCAGAAGUUGCACCUCCAGGACAACCAUAUCAACCAGAUCCCCCCCAAUGCCUUCUACCACCUCGGGCGAUUGCAACGCUUGGACCUGUCGAAUAACAAUUUAACCCACUUGCCUCAGGGAACCUUCAACCGGCUGAACAACCUGUCCCAGCUGCUACUGCGCAACAAUCCCUGGCACUGCGGCUGCAAGAUGAAGUGGGUGAGAGACUGGCUACGCUCACUGCCAGUCGGGAUCAAUGUGCGCGGGCUGAUGUGCCAGUCGCCUGAGAAGGUGAGGGGCAUGGCCAUCAAGGACCUGGUGGUCACCAUGUUUGGCUGCAGAGAUCCAGAGAGCCCUCUCCUAGGCACGCCGCCCACUACCGCGGGUCCGGUCGGGGUCUCUGCCAGCCAGGGUCCCUGGCCUUCCUUUGUGUCCAAGGGGCAGGGCGGUGGCGGAAAAGGCCAUCAGCCCACGGUGCCCCCAGGGAAUACAGCCGUCCAAAUCGACGUGAAAUCUGUGAGCGUGGACACCAUUCAAAUCACCUGGAAGAUAUCCCUGCCCAUGACCGCACUGAGACUCAGCUGGCUCAAGCUGGGGCACAAUCCAGUCCUGGGGUCGAUUACAGAAACCAUUGUGCACGGUGGGAAAAGCGAGUACUUACUCACCGCCCUGGAGCCAGAGUCGUCGUAUCGGAUAUGUAUGGUUCCCAUGGAAACCAGCAAUGUCUACCUGUCGGAUGAGACCCCAGUCUGCACCGAGACACAGACCGCAUCACUGAAGAUGCACAACCCUACGACGACGCUCAACAGGGAGCAAGAGAAAGAACUCUACAGGGGUGCGAGUCUGCCCUUGGCAGGAAUCAUAGGCGGGGCGGGGGCUGUGAUAGUGGUCGCCCUGCUUGCACUGGUGUGCUGUUACAUGCACAGAACUGGAACCCCUUUCUCCAAGAGCUGUACUUACAGCAGGGGGCGGAGAAGGAAGGAUGACGAUUACGCUGAGGCCGGCACUAAGAAGGAUAACUCUAUCUUAGAAAUUCGGGAGACUGCUUUUCAGAUGAUCCCGAUGAACAGCGACCAAGCAGCAAAGGAAGAGUUUGUAAUACACACAAUAUUCCCACCUAACGGGAUGAGUUUGUACAAAAAUAGCCACAGUGAAAGCAGCAGUAGCAACAGAAGUUACAGAGACAGUGGAAUUCCAGAUUCUGAUCACUCACACUCCUGAUAAUUGCAGGGACUACUAACUGAAAGCAACUGCGCAAGUCACUGUUCUCCUCGGAAACACUGGAUUUAGGAAUACUGGAGGAAAGAUGACUGUACAUUUGCCAUAUAAUUUAUAUUUAAUGAACUUUGUAUCAAAAGUUGCAGAAUCCAGGUGAAUAUUGCUGAUUGUGCAGUAUGGAUGCCAGAUCACCAAUUGCAAUUCUCUAUUUUAGUAACUUCUAGUAAUUUGUAUUUUUUUCUUGAUAAUCUUAAAAAGAUUUAAGAGAGUUUAAAUUUCCAUGUUCUAUUGAUGGAAGAUUGCUUGUCAACUGUGAAAGUGGGUUUUCUUAACAAGUGUUGAGCAUUCGAAGAUUUUUUUUUUAGCCUAUUUGAGAAUCUUGUAGUUCAAGCACAGGUUCUUUUUCCUUUCCCCUUCCCCCCUAGCUACUGAGGGUUGGUGUUCUACAGUUAAAUAGUACACUUGGUGAAGACAAUUUUAAUUCCCAAUUGAAGAGGAGACUAUGUAUAUUGUUCAUGCCUAAGUGUGUUGCACAGAUGUAACUGUAAUACCUGAAAUAUGAAAGCGGACGUCACACAUCAUUCCAGCUUACAGUCUACAUUACCUGCGAUUAAGUUUAGACUUUGAGCCACAGAUCCCUUCGUUGGCACAGUUUAAAACAAAAAGGUACUUUUUCAAAAAAAAAUUAAACCAAAGUGCAUUGUUAGCCCUUUGGCCAGUCUUGUAUGUGCCUUGACCAAAUGUUAAUUGUAUUCAGCAUUUUAAAAUUCGGGAACUUACUUUUUUUUUUCUCUCCAUACUUGUCAAUGAGGAAAAAAAAAAUGUGGUCUUUCUGCAGAAUAAAACAGAACAAAAUCAA
Molecule: messenger RNA, 3815 nt
Organism: Rhincodon typus (whale shark)
Lineage: Eukaryota; Metazoa; Chordata; Chondrichthyes; Orectolobiformes; Rhincodontidae
Gene: flrt3
Product: fibronectin leucine rich transmembrane 3
Exons: 3
Coding region: 1019-2959 (646 amino acids)
Molecular function (GO): protein binding
Source: RefSeq, a predicted model, not a curated record